Knipowitschia caucasica is the source of this 273-nucleotide messenger RNA. NCBI's taxonomy places the organism in Eukaryota, Metazoa, Chordata, Actinopteri, Gobiiformes, Gobiidae. The record is from the annotation of a GenBank genome assembly.
AUGCCGGAUGCCCUGUUCGAUCCGUUUGCCUCCAGGGUCACGCUCAAAGGCGUAGGGCGGCCGCGGACACAGGCGCCCCGGUGGGAGAGGGUCUUCUCGGGUGACCGCGCACCCGGGCCCCAUGCCUUCGGCCGGGGAAGCUCUGGGAGGCUUCUGUUUCGAGAGGUGUCAGCGAGAUGGAUGGCUAGGAAGCGCGUGUGGAGAGAGGGGUGGGGUUGCACUGACAAGUGGGUACCCCCCGAUGGAAGACUGUCAAGGAGCGGGUGUCGGUGA